Oncorhynchus mykiss (rainbow trout) is the source of this 3886-nucleotide messenger RNA. RefSeq names its product long-chain fatty acid transport protein 6. Gene Ontology annotation, biological process: long-chain fatty acid metabolic process; long-chain fatty acid import into cell. Lineage: Eukaryota; Metazoa; Chordata; Actinopteri; Salmoniformes; Salmonidae. Gene Ontology annotation, molecular function: long-chain fatty acid transmembrane transporter activity; long-chain fatty acid-CoA ligase activity. The record is from RefSeq and is a predicted model, not a curated record. Gene Ontology annotation, cellular component: plasma membrane; endoplasmic reticulum membrane.
UGUGCAUACUAGAGGCAUUUAAAUCCUAUGGUAAACAUCUCCGAACGUUUACAAGCUGACAUUCUUUGGAGAGUAAAGAUGAUGAUAUGGGUAACAUGGAUGUUUACUACAUUUGCCGCGGGAUUUUUUGCAAUUCUGGUAUUCCAAAGGAUGAAUUACCCAUUGUUUUGGGUGGAUUUGAUUUAUUACCUAAACCUUCGGAAGGUUGGAAAGGCGUUGAAGUCUCGUAUGCAGAGAGGAGUCACCACUUACCUCGAUAGCUUUCUUUACCAGGCAAAGAAGAUACCUGACAAGGCUUUCAUAGUGUUUGAGGGUCAAACGCUCACUUACCAGGACGUUGAUAAAAGAAGCAACCAAUUUGCUAAAGUUUUCAGAACCGAAGGUGGCUUGAAGAAGGGUGAUAUUGUCGCUCUUCUGAUGAGCAAUGAGCCUGAUUUUAUUUGUGUGUGGUUCGGACUCAGUAAACUGGGCUGCGAGGUCGCUUUCCUCAAUUUCAAUAUCAAAUCCAAAUCGCUCCAAUUUUGCAUUGAAAGUUGCGGAGCGAAAUCGCUCGUCGUAGGCGCAGAUUUGGUGAGUUCACUGGGCGAGGUGUUACCCUCUCUAAAGGAGAAUGCCAUUGAGGUGUGGGUCACGGACAUUGGCUGCCCCCAUGAAGGGGUCAACACGUUACUGGACAAGAUGGAGCAGGCCUCAGACAUGGCCUUACCUGACUGUCCUAGAGCUGACCUCAUGUCCAACUUCCUGUUCAUCUUCACAUCAGGAACAACCGGACUUCCUAAGGCAGCCCGGGUGGGACAUCUCAAAGCAGUCAUGUGCAUGGCCUUCCUUCGUCUGUGCGGGGCCCGUUCUGAUGACAACAUUUACAUCACUCUGCCCUUAUACCACAUGACCGCCUCUCUUCUGGGUAUUGGUGGAUGUAUACAGCUCGGGGCAACGUGCAUAUUGAAAAAUAAGUUUUCUGCCAGUCAAUUCUGGAAAGACUGUGUGAAACAUAAUGUGACCGUGUUCCAAUAUGUCGGAGAACUCUGUCGCUACCUGGUCAACCAACCUGUGGUCCCUGAGGAGAGUGCCCACAAAGUGCGUGUUGCAGCAGGGAGUGGUCUGAGGGCAGAUGUCUGGAGGGAAUUUGCCAGACGCUUUGGGAAGAUCAAUGUCCGGGAAGCCUACGGUUUAACUGAGGCCAGCAUUGGCUUUGUCAACUACACCAAUGAAAUAGGACCCAUUGGAAGGGCGGGCUACUUCAACAAGCUUAAUAUGCCCUUUGAGUUCUUGAGCUGUGAUCCCCAAACAUAUGAGCCGAUACGGACCGACUCAGGACGAUGUGUCAAAGCAAAUAAAGGAGAGACGGGCCUCCUGGUGGCCCCGGUGUCGGUCAUGAAUCCUUUCCUGGGGUAUGCUGGGAAUACGCUUCAGUCAGAGAAGAAGCUCCUCAGGGACGUGUUCAAAGAGGGAGACGUGUACUUCAACACUGGAGAUCUCAUGCUUCAGGACCACAGAGACUUUGUCUACUUCCGUGACCGUAUCGGAGAUACCUUCAGGUGGAAAGGAGAGAAUGUGGCCACCACAGAAGUUUCAGAGAUUCUCGGAAGUUUGGAGUUCCUGCAGGAAGUGAACGUCUAUGGUGUUACUGUGCCAGGUUAUGAAGGCAGAGCAGGUAUGGCAGCCGUUGUCCUAAAGAUGGACCAAAAGCUGGAUGGUAAGAAACUCUACAACCAUUUGGUCCAAAGUCUCCCCGCUUACUCGUGGCCCUGGUUUCUACGGAUCCAGACAUCCAUAGAUGUGACCGAGACCUUCAAGCAGCAGAAGAGGAAGUUGGUGCAGGAGGGCUUCAGUCCUGAGGCCGUCCAGGAGUCCCUGUAUUUCUUGGACCUAUCCCAGAGAGACUACGUCCCGCUCACUCUGUCUCUGUAUGAUGACCUUGUCUCUGGAAAGAUACGGCUCUAGGCUGUCAGGUCAGCAGGACUGAACAGAAAGGUGUAUUUCUGAUUUUAUAACGGGUUUAUAUACAGUACUGUUUUAAAGGCGUUAUUUACCCAGGAAGCCUCACUGACUGACUGUGUACUGUGCAUCUAAUCUUCAGCCACGUUUUUUUUUUUUUUUUUUUUUUUUCGUUAAGGGAUUAUAUAAUAUGGUAAUUUUUAUCAGAUGCUUUUAUCCAAAGCACCUGUAUACAGUAAGACUGAGCCAUCCGAGCCAGCAAAACCACAUAGUUUACCUAAAAGUUAAUACCUCAAAAGGGGUCCAAAAAGAGUCCAUAUUUUUUGCACCGUCCAUUGUGUACUAUGUACUGCUAGAUGGUACACAACGGACGGUGUGAAUUCUCCUAAUGUACUAUGUACUGCUAGAUGGUACAUUAGGAGAAUUCGCAGGCCUCAAUCCAACAUGAAAUGGAAAGGUUGACAAACAUCAAAUUCUAUCUAAUUUAAUUUAAAAUGUAAUUUAAUUUUAUCUCCUAUGUGGCAUCACAUGCUGAUCCGCAUACCUAGGUUUCAGUCGGCACGCGUUACAGCAGGUUAACCCCUAAAGCUUGACUCAUUUAUGACCUACAAUGGUCCUCUCUUGUCCACACCUCUGGGCCUUAAUUAUAUCCUCAAAUUUAAGACUGAGUUUUUCCUGGUCAAGUCACAUGGUCAUGAACAACUUCCAGCCAUAAGUAUGAUUUACAAAGCUAUUAAAUUAUGGUAAUGAAUUAAUGAUUUUAAGACUUGCAACUGGUUUUUAUCAAGUGUGACCACAGUUAUUUAGUUCUUAUCAAUGGCAAAUGUAAUUUAACCUUUACUUAACCCGGAAAAGACCCUUGAGGUUAGAAACCACUUUUUGCGAGUUGUACCUGAGCGGGAAAUGUUAAAACUAACCCAGAUAAUCCCACCAUUUUAAUCCAUAGACCUUUCAGAAAAACUAUAUCUUGUUUUCUAUACAUUUAGACCUUUCAGGAACUCGCUGCUUUUGCAUUACUACUAUGUGACAUUUUUGAAUAAUGACCGUGCAUAUUGUAUGUAUGUCCUGGAUAACGUGGUUUAUUUUUGUGUUUAUGAUUAGGUAUUAGAUUAUUGCAUAGAUUUUAUGUGAAUAUAUUUGUUGUGUGUUUUUAUAUAUAUAUAUAUAUAUGACAAUUUGUUUUGCGGUUAUGAAGAUGUCAUAACAGCACACUGGCGACUCACUUACAGUGAAUUGCUCCGACUCAUAUCUGCAUCCUGACAUUCCUGAAAGUGCAUAUUAACCCGACAGAAGGAACAUUUUUUAGUUUAGGCAUAAGGGUCCAAAAUGAAUUCAGGUUACGUUUAGGUUAAAUGAAUUAAGGUUAGGUUUAGGAAGAGGGUUAAGGUUAGGUAUUGUUUCAGUGAGGUUAUGGUAAGGGAAAGGGAAAGGCAUAAAAGUUGACUUUGGGUACUACCCGUUUGCCGACCAUUCAUUUUUCUGAUGGUUGUAAAUAUAUACAGCCAUCCUUCUGGCCUUUUUAUGUUUGGAUUCCAACACAUAUCUCUAGUCAUCCUAAAUGUGGUGUUAAACAACAUAACAUUCCCAUUCCCUUUGUUUUUGAGACCGCGCUAGGACAUAAUCUGUCUGUUAUCAUUUUAAAAAUUACACCCUGUUUUUAAAGUGAUGUCUGACCCAGAUUGAUAAAAAAAAAUGUAUGUACAUUAUAACAUUCCUUUCAGUUGAAAUAAACCAUAGUAUUUUCAUUGCAAUGUGUGCCUGUGUGUGUGUCUUGCCAUUUCACUCCUUUGUAAGUGUGGCUUUUCCCUGAUAAUACACACGUUUGCAUUAUUGCUUACAUAGACAGUAAUUGCCUGUAGUUAAUACGCAAUAUAUAAUUGUCUACUUAUAAUAUAAGUUGUUCUAACACACAUUUGUCAUUGGAAUAAAUUAUAUCACCUGUUUAAUA